AUGGCCCAACAACCAAAGACCACUACGACUGCAGCUACAGCUACAACUACUACUACCCCAAAACAAGGCUCUGCUGUUCGUGGGGCAUCCUUGCUAAUCGUCCUCCAGAUCGCGUCGCGCGCCGUCACUUUCAUAGCCAACCAACUCCUACUUCGUUUCCUCACAGCUCAACUACUUGGUGUUUCGACUCAGCUCGAAGUCUAUUAUCUAUCCGUCCUAUUCUUUGCUCGAGAGUCUUUACGCGUAGCUAUCCAGAGACAAGAGAGUCCCUCAACCUCCUCUGGUGUCGACAAUGAUAAAUCCAAUGCAAGGGAUAGCCAGUCGGUGGUCAAUAUUGCGCACCUCUCCCUCGUGCUAGGCUUGGGUACAUCGGUUGGACUUGGCUGGGCAUAUAUUCGCUAUGUAGACUCUGCUACUGCUGAGACACCAUACCUCGAUGUUGCUCUUCGUAUAUAUGGGUUGGCAGCUAUCGUCGAACUACUCUCCGAACCCGCAUUCGUUAUUCUACAAUACCGACUACGCUUUGGACCUCGAGCCGCCGCCGAAUCGAUUGCCACUUUCUUUCGAUGUCUCGUUACGUUCGGAGCUGCCAAUUGGGCUUGGAGGAAGGGUUUAGAGUUUGGUGUAUUGCCGUUCGCGUUGGGACAGCUGGCUUAUGGAGUUGGACUCCUCGCCGUAUAUACAUGGUACGGGGCACAAUUGGCGUCUGCUGAAGGGUUCUCUCUAUUCCUAAGAAGGAGUUCUUCACCGGAACAUAAGUCUAGCAAAGAGAAGGAUACAAGACAACCUCCCGAGACCGAAUACGUGUUCGGCUACUUCUUCAAGCCAACUCUACAACUCGCCUCUAGUCUGACAGCGCAAUCCUUCGUGAAGCAUAUUCUCACACAAGGCGAUACAUUCCUAGUCUCCAUACUGUCCGAUCCCAGGUCUCAGGGUAUUUAUGCUCUUGCCAAUAAUUACGGGAGCUUGUUGGCACGUCUGGUUUUUCAACCCAUUGAGGAGAGUAGUCGAAACUACUUUAGCAAGUUGCUCUCCUCUGCUAAAGGUUCGCCCGAAAAACAAGCGAUCGCUAAGGCACGUUCGGAUUUACAAGCCCUGCUGAAGUUCUACGUCCUCCUGAGCGUGGUCGUAGUGACGUUGGGACCAUACGGUGCUCCCUUGCUGGUCCAGAUUGUCGCGGGGCCCAAAUGGUCUGCUAGCGGAGCGGGUGCCGUAUUGGCACGAUAUUGUCUAUAUAUCCCUCUUCUAGCAAUCAACGGCGUUGCCGAAGCAUUCGUCUCGUCAGUUGCUACGGAAUCCGAAGUACAUCGUCAAAGCCUAUGGAUGGGCGCGUUUAGUUUAGCAUUUGGCAUCGCUGGCUUCGUCUCCCUUCGUGUCUUGGACCUCGGCGCGGCAGGCCUGGUAUACGCCAAUAGCAUUAAUAUGCUAUGUCGAAUCAUCUGGAGUGGAACCUUCAUCUCCCACUACUUCAGGAAUAACGGAAGUGAUUUCAGCUGGAGCGGUGUGCUUCCAAACGGGUUGGCACUAUCAACUCUUGCAACGGCUGCCUUUUGGGCUUCCGUAAUGCGGGCUGGCAUCUCCGUUGGUGAUGUCUCGCCGCACGUUUUUAAAGAUCUAAUCACUAUCAUAAUAAGAGCAAUACCAUUCGUGGCUGUCAUGUAA
Molecule: messenger RNA, 1662 nt
Organism: Hypoxylon trugodes
Lineage: Eukaryota; Fungi; Ascomycota; Sordariomycetes; Xylariales; Hypoxylaceae
Product: Rft-1-domain-containing protein
Exons: 1
Coding region: 1-1662 (553 amino acids)
Biological process (GO): glycolipid translocation; dolichol-linked oligosaccharide biosynthetic process
Cellular component (GO): endoplasmic reticulum membrane
Source: RefSeq, a predicted model, not a curated record